Spodoptera litura is the source of this 2069-nucleotide messenger RNA. RefSeq names its product Ras-like GTP-binding protein RhoL (gene RhoL). Gene Ontology annotation, biological process: small GTPase-mediated signal transduction. The record is from RefSeq and is a predicted model, not a curated record. Lineage: Eukaryota; Metazoa; Arthropoda; Insecta; Lepidoptera; Noctuidae. Gene Ontology annotation, molecular function: GTPase activity; GTP binding.
GAGUGUCGCGCAGACGGACAAACAAGCGAGACAAUAAUAUCGAAACCGCGAUGCUUGGCGUCCAAGCAACCACUCGUUGAGCGCUAAACUGAUUCAUUCUGCGUGAUUCGUGUACAGUGAACAUUCUACAUUCGACCGCGAAACCGUGCGCGCGCGCGCCUUGUUUCAACCGCAAUCAUUUCGUUAUCAUUAAUAUUUCUAUAAGAUUGAUAAGAUCAUUACAUCACUGACUGAUAAGAUUCAAGGACCAAGUUACAGACGAACAGUAGAGCGCGACUGCUGCAUGCAGAAGCUGUGGUUGAAUUAAGUGUGAAAUAAUAGACUUUACUGUCGGUUAGUGUUAAUAUUGUGCUAGACUUUGUCGGAUGUCGCGGUACGUACCAUGGGGACGACGAAAAGACUGAAGAUAACAGUGGUUGGCGAUGGUAUGGUAGGCAAGACGUGCCUGCUAUACGUGUUCACUAAGGACGAAUUUCCAGAAGAAUAUGUACCCACGGUGUUCGACAAUUAUGUCGGUCACAUCACGGUGGACGGAGAAGAGGUAGAGAUCGCACUAUGGGAUACUGCUGGCCAAGAGGACUAUGAACGGUUAAGGCCACUCUCUUACACACACACAAACUGCUUCCUCGUGUGCUAUUCAGUGGGCACUCGUUCGUCAUUCGAAAACGUGAUCCACAAAUGGUACCCAGAGCUAAAACACUUCAAUGAAAAAGUACCCAUUGUAUUAGUUGCUACUAAAACUGAUCUGCGAGCAUCAGGCAACGCAGUCGUCACUACACAGGAAGGAAAGAAAUUAAAAAAGAAAAUUAGAGCGGUGCAGCUGGUGGAGUGCUCGGCGCUGGAGAGAGUCAACAUACACGAGGUCUUCGAGGAGGCCGUGCGCGCCGCUCUACGCAAAACCCCCGUGCACAAGCGCACCUGCCAGUACCUCUGACCAUCAUCUCCUCACACAUCGGGACACACUACACUUACUUCAAACUUCCACUAUUGUGCGUCACACAGUAGGAAUUUAAUGAAGCUAUUUAUAUCUACUCAUUUCGAUUCCAAAUUGAGCAUGUUGCAUCUUAUUACUCAAUUGUAAGUUAGAACUGCACGUGUCUUUGACUAGAAAUAGCUACAUACUGUAGGAAUUCACUUAAUAUCAAGUAUUAUUUUUUGUAAUAAUGAAUGUUUGCAACAUAUAAACUAUGAGAUAGUCAAAUUAGUAAUACGAUGAGAUUUUAGUUAGGUUUAGCAAUUGUAUGUGCUAUUUAUGAUGCUUUUGUACAAAUAUUAUUUUAUUUCGAUGUUAAGUUAAAUAUGAGAGAUGUAUAUUUCAUUUAAUUAAUUAAUGUAAAUAAAAAGUAGAGAAUAAUCUAAUGUAUUUUACGGAAUUAAUUGAAUACAGCCUAAUUGUUUGAUAUGAAAAUGUUACGGGAUCGUUCAAUUUUAGUGUGUCAUGUCAGUACAGAGAUUUAUUCAAGUUUGAAAUGUAUUUAGUCUCAUCAAGGAUUUAGUGUAUAUGAUAAAGAGGUACACUGCCGCACCGUAGGCCGCGCUGUACUCGCGUGGGUUUACUCGUCCUACUUGUAAUGUUUAGCUAGUGUAACAACACAUGGCAGGUGUACUUAGACACUAACCUCAGUCAUCCAGACCGAGGCUGACACUCGGCUGCCGUUACUCACCGGCUGGCUAAUAAGGAUUUUCCGGAACGCAAGUGGGGUGACGUCAGUAAUAUACAAUACGUGUAUAAAUUGUAUUAUAUUUUACUUUAAAUUGACUGAAUCAGUAUUUUUGUAGCUCAGGAAACUAAUACAAACAAAUUGUUACCCACGAUAUUGCAUGCUGUAUUAUAGCUUCUAUUACUUAUAACAGGAAAAUGUAUGGAAAUAUGUGUUUACAUUAUAGAACUUGUUGAACGUGUUUAUUUAAUGUACAACAAGUCAUUUGAAGUCUUAUCUGGUUUUCUGGUGUCAAGUAUUAUUUAAUCGACCACCGAACAGCAAGCAGACCAAAUUAUAAUUGUCUAAAACUGUUAAUGUUUACCAAAAACUCUUCGAUUGUAAGUAAAUAUACGAAAUUAAAUUAUU